Molecule: messenger RNA, 1544 nt
Organism: Saccostrea echinata
Lineage: Eukaryota; Metazoa; Mollusca; Bivalvia; Ostreida; Ostreidae
Product: acid-sensing ion channel 4-A-like
Exons: 8
Coding region: 1-1515 (504 amino acids)
Biological process (GO): sodium ion transmembrane transport
Cellular component (GO): membrane
Molecular function (GO): ligand-gated sodium channel activity
Source: RefSeq, a predicted model, not a curated record
AUGAACAAUAAAAGAAAGCAGGAUGUUAGGAAAAUUAGUCCUCAUGUGUUUCAUGUCUCGGAGAAAAAGAAUGAAGCGCUGCCAGAACCGGAAAUAGUUGAUGUUCCCAUGGUUAAUGUGGACGAAAAGAAGAUCUGUCCGGAUGAUGGAAACAUACAGGAACUUUGGAAUGACUUCCGGGACAAUACGACGAUGCAUGGUCUGAAGAACGCCAAUCUCAGACAGCGGCACAGAUUACGAUGUGCUAUUUGGGCCAUUGCAUUGCUUGCUAUGGGGUCAUUUCUGGUGUACACAACGUAUCAGCAAUUUACCAACUACUUCAAGUAUCCCACCAUCAGCAACACGCAUGUGCAGACCCAGAGCAGUGUAAAAUUUCCGGCCGUUACUCUGUGCAGCGCUUCAUCAUUAAAGAGAGAAGCUCUUCCUAAGAUCCUCAAUCUUGAAUACUUUCUUCUAACUGAGAGUGUGAUUGGUGAUUUUUUUCCGAGAUUAAAUUUGAGCCAAUCAGAAUAUUCGGACUACCAUCUUCCAAGAAAUGCAUCAUGGGUAAAUGAAACAUCGAACAAGGUAGAAGAUUUAUUUCUUUACUGCUUCUUCGAGGGAGAGCAAAAAGAGUGCCAGGAAGUCAUGAAACCAAUUGUGACAAAACUAGGAGUUUGUUACACAUUUAAUAGUAGGGAGUAUGUUGAAGAAAAUAACCACAUUGUGACGUCACGAACUGGAAGCUCUUCUGGUUUGCAGUUGUAUCUUAAGGUUGAUCAACACAACUUUGUCUUCAACGAUAUCAUGGCGGCAGGAAUUAAGGUUGUGAUCCAUGACCAGAAUGAAGAGCCGGAUGUUGUUGACAAAGGAUUCAUGAUCUCCCCUGGCUUCUCUACCUUUGCGUCCAUUCAUAAAACAGAGUAUCACUAUUUGCCCAGUCCAUAUAAGAUAAACGGAGACCAGUUCUGCCUGGACACAAAAUCCACAGGUUUUACAAAUCCACUGACGCUCUAUGACGUAUACAGCAAAAGUGCGUGCAUGAUGGAGUGUAAACAAAACCACGUGAUCAAAUUAUGUGGAUGCAGGUCGCCAUUUGAUAAAGCAAACGAAACCAUAUGUUCGCUUGCCCAAAUGUCAACGUGCUACGAUGUUGAAAGUGAGAAAUUUGACAAAAAUAGCACCGCCCAACAUCUUUGCACAUGCCCCAUAGAAUGUGAAUACAGCGAAUACUACGCACGAUUAUCAACCGGAUAUUUUCCCGCCAUGAAUUACCAGCUCGUGCUUUCCCAAAUGGGAUUUACUAACUUUCGGGACACCUUUAUGGAACUAGCAGUUUACUUUGAGUCACUGGGAUACUUGAAAGUUGAACAGGUACCUGAAUACAGCUUUGGAGAUAUCGUGGGUAUUUUGGGUGGUCAAAUGGGCAUAUUUCUCGGCGCUAGUCUGCUGACUCUAACGGAACUAAUGGAGUUCAUUCUACUGUCAUCUUUGGUUGUCAGCAAACGAGUUUAUAAAAGAGUUUCUAAGAAAUGAAUUGAUCAUGUAUGAUCAGUAAAUAACAA